Messenger RNA from Oryza brachyantha (malo sina), 1275 nucleotides. RefSeq names its product protein SRC2-like. Gene Ontology annotation, biological process: defense response. The record is from RefSeq and is a predicted model, not a curated record. Bases 61 to 1020 code for a protein of 319 amino acids. The transcript has a single exon. NCBI's taxonomy places the organism in Eukaryota, Viridiplantae, Streptophyta, Magnoliopsida, Poales, Poaceae.
UUCUCGCUUAGCUGGAGCACCACCACCUGCUCGAGCCUUGAGCAAGCAAGCACUGCAGCCAUGGCGUACAGGGUUCUCGAGGUCACCCUCCACUCGGCGAGGGACCUGAAGAACGUCAACUUCAUCUCGCGCAUGGAGGUGUACGCCGUGGCGACCAUCUCCGGCGACCCGCUGACGCGCCAGUGCACGCCGUCGGACCCCUACGGCGGCCGCCACCCGGCCUGGAACGCCACGCUCCGCUUCACCGUCCCGCCCGCCGCCGCGGCCGCCGGCGGGUGCCUCCACGUCGUGCUCCGCGCCGAGCGCUCCCUCGGCGACCGCGACAUCGGCGAGGUCAUCAUCCCGCUCACCGAGAUCCUCUCCGGCUCCGGUGGGGGCGGCGGCCCCUACGACUUCGGCCCCCGCCCGCCGCAGUUCGCGUCCUACCAGGUCCGCAAGGUGAACCGCUCGGAGCCCCGCGGCGUGCUCCACCUCUCCUACCGUCUCGGCCCCGUCAUCGCCUACCCGGUCGCGAUCCCGGCCCCGGCCCCGCCCUCGCCGCCUUACGAUUACCUCCCCCCUCCGCCGGACGCUUACCUUCCCCGUAAGCCGGCGCCGCCGCCCACGCCGUCUCCUCCACGACCUGUCGAUAGAGUUGCCAAAUCGCCGCCGCCGCCGCCGAUGCCGUCUCCUCCGCGACCGGUCGAGAGAGUUGCCAAGCCGCCGCCGCCGACACCGCCGGCUCCGCGAGCUGCGGUGGGGCAGGUAGCCGCGUUGCCUGCACCUGUGGCUGCAAAGGCCGACAGGCAUAUGGCGACGCCUUCACCGGCGAAAGCCGACUGGCAGGUGGGUACCUAUGUGCCGGCGGCGAGGACGAAGGGAAGGAACAAUGGCAACCUGGAGUUCGAGAUGGGGCUCGGCGCCGGGCUGGUCGGCGGCGCCAUCGGCGGGAUGCUGGCCAGCGACAUGGUGUCCGACGCGGCGGUCUACAACGCCGGCUACAUGGCCGGGUUCGCCGACCGCGAACACGCCGUGUACUGAACUGUUACUUGCUCGGCGAAGAUGGUUAGCUUAAUAAAAAUCUCGUCUUUUUUAACCUUUGAGAUUAGCUCAAUAAAAGUCGAGAGGAUUUACUUUGGCUGAGAGUUUGUAACUUUCUCUUUGGCUGGUGAAUUGAUCGACGUGUUGUAUAUAUUCGUUGUUGGAUAUGAUAUAAUAUGGAAAAGUCUCUUUUACUCUUUUCAUAUAUGCCGUUAAAAAACGAUUUUUUAUAGAAGUGAUACGAGAUGACAAUAU